Strongylocentrotus purpuratus (purple sea urchin) is the source of this 2075-nucleotide messenger RNA. Its product is annotated as methylcrotonoyl-CoA carboxylase beta chain, mitochondrial. Gene Ontology annotation, cellular component: methylcrotonoyl-CoA carboxylase complex; mitochondrion. The transcript has 14 exons. The record is from RefSeq and is a predicted model, not a curated record. NCBI's taxonomy places the organism in Eukaryota, Metazoa, Echinodermata, Echinoidea, Camarodonta, Strongylocentrotidae. Gene Ontology annotation, biological process: L-leucine catabolic process. Gene Ontology annotation, molecular function: methylcrotonoyl-CoA carboxylase activity. Bases 89 to 1789 code for a protein of 566 amino acids.
ACACUAGGCCUGCUGUAUUAUAUUACAGAAUUGCACGUGAACUAUCUGUAGACAAAACCUACCAACUUACCGUAGGAAUACGUUCAAUAUGAAUUUGAAUAAAACUAGACAAAUGGUCAGGGCCUUACUUAAAGGAAGGAGCUUGCAGACACUAUCUAGGUCGUAUCAUGCAGAAAAGAUUGCCACAGUAGGGUCACCAGCUGACAAAAACUCGCCUCAAUUUAAGGAGAAUUAUGAACAGAUGAAAGGACUUAUUGCUGAACUGAAGUCUACCAUAUCCCAGAUUGCACAAGGUGGAGGAGAGAAGAAAAUAGCACGACAUGUUUCACAGGGGAAGAUGCUAGUCAGAGAGAGAAUUACAACUCUACUAGACCCAGGAUCUCCAUUCAUGGAAUUAUCUCAAUUAGCUGGCUAUGAGUUGUAUGGUGAUGAAGAGGUACCAGCAGGAGGUAUCGUUACUGGUAUUGGUAGAGUCUCAGGGACAGAAUGUAUGAUUGUUGCCAAUGAUGCGACGGUAAAAGCAGGUACCUACUAUCCAAUCACAGUCAAGAAACAUCUUAGAGCGCAGGAAAUCGCCAAGGAAAAUAAUUUACCCUGCAUCUAUCUUGUUGACUCUGGUGGUGCUAAUCUUCCCAGGCAGGAUGAAGUAUUUCCAGGAAAGGAACAUUUUGGUAGAAUUUUCUUCAACCAAGCAACUAUGUCUGCUGCAGGAAUACCACAGAUUGCCGUAGUUCUAGGUAGCUGUACUGCAGGUGGAGCAUAUGUCCCAGCAAUGGCAGAUGAGAGUAUCAUUGUAAAACAACAGGGAACUAUCUUUCUAGGUGGACCUCCACUUGUACAUGCUGCUACUGGCGAGGUAGUAUCAUCUGAAGAUCUGGGUGGAGCUGAUCUUCACUGCAGGUCAUCAGGUGUUACAGACCACUUUGCCAAUGAUGAGCACCAUGCACUUUAUCUAGCCAGGAGAGCUGUGGCCAAUUUGAAUAGAAAAAAAGAAAUCAAUAUACCAGUGUUGAAGCCCAAAGACCCAUUGUACUCUGCUGAUGAGUUGUAUGGAAUUGCAUCCGUAGAUUUCAGUAAAGUUUAUGACAUCAGAGAAGUCAUAGCGAGAGUAGUAGAUGAGAGUGUCUUUGAUGAGUUUAAGCAGCUGUAUGGAGACACCAUAGUGACAGGUUUUGCUCACAUCCAUGGCUAUCCAGUUGGUAUUCUUGGAAACAAUGGAGUACUGUAUUCAUCAAGCGCCCUCAAAGCAACACAUUUCAUUGAAAUCUGCUGUCAGAGAAAGAUCCCUCUCCUAUUCCUUCAAAACAUCACAGGUUUUAUGGUUGGAAGAGAAGCUGAAGCUGGAGGGAUAGCUAAGAACGGGGCUAAGAUGGUUACAGCUGUAGCCUGUGCUAAGGUACCCAAGAUUACAGUCAUUGUUGGAGGUUCGUUUGGGGCAGGAAACUACGGCAUGUGUGGCAGAGCUUACAGUCCUCGGUUCCUGUACAUGUGGCCUAAUGCUAGGAUCUCUGUGAUGGGAGGAAAGCAAGCAGCUCUGGUUUUAUCUCAAGUUAUGGCUGCACAAAAGAAGAGGGAAGGUUUAGAGCUGUCUAAAGAGGAGGAGGAAUCCAUCAUGGCUCCAAUCUUGGCCAAGUAUGAGAAGGAAGGAAGCCCUUACUAUUCAAGCGCCAGAUUGUGGGAUGAUGGUGUCAUAGAUCCAGCAGACACUAGGAAGGUCCUAGCUCUGAGUCUGAGUGCUGCACUCAAUGCCAAAGUAACAGAUACACCAUUUGGUGUAUUCAGGAUGUAAUGCCUCUCCUUAUCUUCUUGGGGAGGGGGGGGGGGGGCUUUUUGUUGUCGAGAAAUAGUCUCUGUUUGUUUGAAUUUGUAGUGGUGGGUGCUUCAUUUAUCAUCAAGUAAUACUUCAAUAUAAUUAUAUUUUAAAAAAUAAUUUGGUGUCAGGUCCAAAGUAGUACUGUGUACUAGAUAUAUGAUUAUAAGCAUUCAUUGCUUUCUUAGCUGUCAGGUAAAAUAACUACCACUAUACAACACCUACGUGGAUUCUUGUCAUUUGAUUGGAGGAUUGUUAGUCACAU